Molecule: messenger RNA, 3349 nt
Organism: Cryptomeria japonica (Japanese cedar)
Lineage: Eukaryota; Viridiplantae; Streptophyta; Pinopsida; Cupressales; Cupressaceae
Product: kinesin-like protein KIN-13A
Exons: 13
Coding region: 564-2954 (796 amino acids)
Biological process (GO): microtubule-based movement
Molecular function (GO): ATP binding; microtubule motor activity; microtubule binding
Source: RefSeq, a predicted model, not a curated record
UACAGCAGAACCUUCUUUCGCCAGCGAUUCUUUUUUGAUGUUGGGGCCAAAAUCCUACUUUAAAUUAUACGAGCACCUACGUACGGUUGUGGGUUUUCCAAAUCUACGAGUUUUAUUCCAAAUUAUCAGCAUUUGUUACCCGAUUUCGUACAGUUUAGUUCCCAUUCAGUCAGAUUUGGCACAUGUGGAGGUUCCAUCGCGCACAGCUUGUCUUGUUCUGCAUUGGGAUUUUUUUUUCCUUGUCAAAGUUGGGAGGAUUUGAGUUGAAUUUUGUGAGAUUUGAUAGCUUCAGGACUUGAAUGAUUUUUUCUCUGCACCCCCCGGCUUUGCAUUUGAAAAUCAAAUGCAUUUUGUUGAAAUCUGAAGAAAUUUUUCCUUCAGGGUUUGUUUUUCCUUUGCUGUCCAAUGCAAAGGAGUGAGAGCGAAAAAUUAUAAGAUCGGCUUGGUGCGCUCAGAGAACAGUUUCUUGCUCUAAACUGCAAUUUUUCCCCGUCUUUAAAGGGUGGCAUUAAGACACAGCAUUGGCGCCCCAACGCCGCGUUUAUCGCCACCUGGGUGGCCAGAUGCCACAGAGCAGUGCCGCAGCUCUGUAUGAUCACUCCGCUUCCCUGCAGAGUGCAGGGAAUUCGAGUGAUGGGAGCAGUGAUCCUGUCAUGGCUCGCUGGCUCCAGUCUGCUGGCUUACAGCAUCUGGCUUCCCCUGUGGCAGCAUCCACUGCUGGUAAUCAUAGCUCCUUUCCUGGGUUCUUCUCACAGGGGUAUGGCGGGCAAACAAUGGAUGAGAAGCAGAAACUCUAUAGGAUGCUAAAAAACAUGAAUUUAGGUGGCGAUCCUGGAUCCGAACCGGCCACUCCUAUGCCUCAGAAUUCCACGGGACUGUCAGCAAUGGAUGGAUUCCUUACACCCGAGUUAAGGGGAGAGUUUGGAGCAGGGCUCUUGGAUCUGCAUGCUAUGGAUGAUUCUGAGCUGUUUAAUGAGCAUGCAGGUUCUGAACCAUUUGAAGCAUCACCAUUUGUUCCUAUGGUUGAGAAGGGAUAUGAAAAUGAUUUUGAUAUGGGAGUUACUGGUAAGCAACAAAAGGCACAAAUGGAGACGCUGUUUACAUCCUCUUCUAUGGUUGAAAGAGAAAAUGGUGGAAAGGAUGGCAAUCUGGCGAAGAUUAAAGUUGUGGUUCGGAAGAGGCCUCUGAACAAAAAGGAGAUAGCUAAGAAGGAAGAAGAUAUUGUCACUGUUAACGAUACUUCAUGUUUGUCUGUUCAUGAGCCCAAAUUAAAGGUGGAUUUGACAGCAUAUGUGGAAAAACAUGACUUCGUGUUUGAUGCUAUUUUAGAUGAUCAUGUCACAAAUGAUGAAGUUUAUCGAGUUACUGUGGAGCCCAUUGUUCCUAUUAUUUUUCAGCGUACAAAAGCUACCUGCUUUGCAUAUGGUCAAACAGGCAACGGAAAGACUUAUACGAUGCAGCCAUUGCCACUGAGAGCUUCAGGAGAUAUACUUAAGUUGAUGAGCCAACCUUACUACCGAGAUCAAGGAUUUCAAUUGUGGCUUAGCUUUUUUGAGAUUUAUGGAGGCAAAUUAUAUGAUCUUCUUAGUGACAGAAGGAAAUUGUGCAUGAGAGAGGAUGGCAGGCAACAAGUUUGCAUUGUUGGCUUGGAAGAAUUUGAAGUCUCAGAUGUACAAACUGUGAAGGAGCAUAUUGAGAAAGGGAAUGGAUCUCGAAGCACCGGUUCAACUGGAGCUAAUGAAGAGUCAUCAAGGUCUCAUGCCAUCCUGCAACUUGUAAUUAAGAAGCAAGGUAAAAUAACUGGGAAGCUGUCCUUUAUUGACCUUGCUGGAAGUGAGCGUGGAGCUGACACAACUGAUAAUGACCGUCAAACAAGGAUGGAGGGAGCAGAGAUCAAUAAGAGCCUUUUGGCUCUCAAAGAGUGUAUAAGAGCCCUGGAUAAUGAUCAAAUUCAUAUUCCAUUUCGGGGAAGCAAGCUGACAGAAGUGCUUCGUGAUUCAUUUGUGGGGAAUUCACGGACUGUUAUGAUAUCAUGUAUUUCUCCAAACACGGGCUCCUGUGAACAUACACUUAAUACUUUGAGAUAUGCAGAUAGGGUCAAAGGGCUCUCAAAGAGUAGUAAUUCAAGAAAAGAUCAGAAUGCAAUGAAUGUUGCUGUUCCUUCCAAGGAUUCAGUAUCCACAUCAACAAAUAUGUCACCAACUUUGUAUCAAGGUCAUUCAAGAGAGUUUUCUGAUAAUGGUGGAAUAACUUCUGCAGAAAAUAAUAGAAGACCCGUGGACAGUUUGCCAUAUUAUAAUCAAGUGGAGGACCUUGACAGACAUUCGUCUAAUUUAUCAUCAAAUUUUUUGUUCAGCAACAAUCAAGAAGGUGGAUUUUCAAGCAAUGUUGACAAGGAUAGAGUUUAUAUGAAAGAGGGUGUUGUUGGUUCUGGGGCCACUCGGAAGUCCAUUAAUGUUGGCCAAAAUUCGUUUGAUUUGAAUGAAGAAGAUAAAAUACAGAAGGUUUCUUCGACACGGCAGAAAGUAAGCAAAGAAGAAAAACCAGAUAAGCAGAUGAGUUGGGCCUCUAAGGGAGAUAGCAAGCCUGAUGUUUUUAAUGCAGUAAAAAAGAAUCAACAGCUAUACAAAGAAGAUCAUGCUUCAAAUAAUGCAUCCUUAAGACUCAAGGAGUGCGCACCAACUGAAUAUGAUAGUGAUAUAAAUGCCAUCCUUAAGGAGGAGGAGGAAUUAGUGGCAGCCCACAGGAAGGAAAUUGAGGAGACAAUGGAUAUAGUGCGCGAUGAAAUGCAACUUCUAUCAGAUGUUGAGAUGCCGGGUAGUCACAUAGAUGAAUACGUAUCCAGGUUAAGUCAAGUACUAGCAAUAAAAGCAACUAGUGUGAGGAAUCUGCAGCGGCGACUGGCAAGGUUUCAGAAAAAUUUGAAGGACCAAGACAUAUUAAGCUUGAAAUGAUCUUUUUUUAAGCAUUCAGAAACUAUACAUUUUUGUUAUGUUUUCUUUGUAGGUGGUACAUUUUGCUGAUGGCAAGUCAUAUUACUGUUGUCUUCUUGAGAAUGUCUAGUUUGGUUUGCCAAAUUGCAAAUAUGUAGAGAAUGAUAUUCAUAUCUAUGUUGUACUCUAUAUGGAUAUGUAGACAAAAAUCUGUAACUCAAAAGUAGAUUGUAUAUGAAAUUUUAUUCUGUAAUGCAGUAGAUUGAUGGUUUCGACUUGCCAAAAUCUACUCUUAGUUCUUGCCAAUUUAUAUCAGAAAGCAUGAUGUUAUGGUGAGAGAGAUGGAAGCUCCCUUUGAGUUGUUUGAAAGUUAACUAUUAAGAUAUUUCUAUUCAAUUUAAUUGUUUAUUAUUGGC